Messenger RNA from Pelobates fuscus (common spadefoot toad), 3121 nucleotides. It is a transcript of the gene BRAP, whose product is annotated as BRCA1 associated protein. The coding region runs from base 164 to 1894 and encodes 576 amino acids. Gene Ontology annotation, molecular function: ubiquitin protein ligase activity; nucleic acid binding; zinc ion binding. Gene Ontology annotation, biological process: Ras protein signal transduction; protein ubiquitination. Gene Ontology annotation, cellular component: cytoplasm. Lineage: Eukaryota; Metazoa; Chordata; Amphibia; Anura; Pelobatidae. The record is from RefSeq and is a predicted model, not a curated record. The transcript is spliced from 12 exons.
CCCGGAAGUGUAUGUUUAGGGAUAACGUCUAGAGGGGAUCGCAGCUGUCUGCUCCCGGACCGACAUUAACCCUUCCCGCACCCUCACAGCCAGCAUCCCGUGUCAGUGACUCCGGAUAAUAAGAGUCCCCGUCCGUGUGUCUGACUCUGAUCUAUCCAAACAUAUGAGUGUUUCACUGGUUGUCAUCCGGCUGGAGCUAUCGGAUCGAUCUCCCAUCCCAGUGGGCUUCCAAUACCGUGCUGCCACCGAGAUGUCUGAUGAGGAAAUCAAAGAGAAAACGUUGCAUACCGCAGCAGCUUAUUUGGAAGGGAAGGAACCGGUGGAUAAAGCAGCCAUUCUUCACCAGCACAUUGGAAGGAGGGAAAUGACAGAUAUGAUCAUAGAAACUAUCGGUCCCAGCUCAGAUCCACCGGUGACUGCUUCUUCUGAGAAACUCGAUUCUAUGGAAGCAUCUAAUAAGACUCCCCCUGACUCUCCAUCCAAGCAUCUGCCAGAUCAGAUCACUUUCUUCAGUGGAAACCCAUCAGUGGAAAUAGUUCAUGGAAUUAUGCACCUCUACAAAACAAAUAAAAUGACAUCACUGAAAGAAGACGUAGGACGUAGUGCCAUGCUCUGUAUACUCACUGUUCCUUCUGCAAUGACAAGUCAUGAUCUCAUGAAAUUUGUAGCUUCUUUUAAUGAGGUCAUCGAGCACAUGAAAAUCAUCCGUGAUUCCACUCCAAAUCAGUACAUGGUCCUGAUAAAAUUCAGCUGUCAGGCUGAUGCUGAUAGUUUCUACAUGGCAAGUAAUGGGCGCCAGUUUAACUCCAUUGAAGAUGAUGUCUGCCAGUUGGUUUAUGUGGAACGGGCCGAGGUGUUCAAGUCUGAUGAUGGUGCUAGCCUGCCAGUGAUGGAUCUUACUGAGCUUCCCAAGUGCACUGUUUGCCUUGAACGGAUGGAUGAAUCAGUAAAUGGGAUUCUGACAACACUUUGCAACCACAGUUUUCACAGUCAGUGUCUGCAGCGAUGGGAGGACACAACGUGUCCAGUGUGUCGAUACUGCCAAACGCCUGAGCCAGUGGAGGAAAACAAGUGCUUUGAAUGUGGUGUGCAGGAAAAUCUCUGGAUUUGUUUAAUCUGUGGCCACAUUGGAUGCGGCAGAUAUGUUAGCAGACAUGCCUAUAAACACUUUGAAGAGACACAGCAUACCUAUGCCAUGCAGCUGACAAAUCACAGGGUGUGGGACUAUGCAGGAGAUAAUUAUGUUCACCGGUUGGUUGCAAGCAAAACAGAUGGAAAAAUCGUUCAAUAUGAAUGUGAGGGAGACAUGUGUCAGGAGGAAAAGGUGGAUUCUUUGCAGUUAGAGUACUCUUACCUGCUCACUAGUCAGCUGGAAUCUCAGCGAAUCUACUGGGAAAAUAAGAUUGUCCGUUUAGAAAAGGAUACAGCAGAAGAAAUUAAUAAUAUGAAGGCUAAGUUCAAGGAGACCAUAGACAAGUGUGACAGCCUGGAGCACAGACUAAAUGACUUGCUCAAAGAAAAACAAGCUUCAGAACGGAGGUGCACCCAGCUAAAUGCCAAAGUAACCAAACUCACUUCUGAAUUGAAAGAGGAGCAAGAAAUGAACAAAUGCCUAAGAGCCAAUCAAGCGGUUCUCCAAACCAAACUUCGGGAAGAGGAGAACCUACGGAAAGAAACCUGCGAACAGAAGGACGGGCAGCUAAUGGAAAUGCAGGAGCAGCUACGUGAUGUAAUGUUCUAUUUAGAGGCACAGCAGAAAAUUAACCAAAUGCCUGUAGACACCAGACAGGAUAUUCAGGGAGGCCAGAUCAAUAUACCAGUGGCAUCAUCUAGUUCUCCUCCAUCAUCUACAAGGCAUCCAUCCCGGAAAGGGCGUGGAAAAAGAGGAAAAUAAUCCAAAAUCUCAUCACACUGGUUAUCUAAAUAUGGUCUUCAGACCGCUAUAUGGCCUGCUUAAAUUAAUUAUUUUCAGUGGGCAUGCAUUUAACCAGUAAAGAUUCACCCGUUUCAUUGCUGGAGAUGUGUGAAAAUUCUUAAACAUCUUCAAUAGCAGAUUUUGAGCACAGUUCUUUCCAGUUUUGUAGUUUUAAAUCCUUUGUCAUUAGGAUGCUGGAGCUUGUAGUACGGGAUCUUCGCGAAAGCUGGUUUUAUUUCGCUGCCAGAGGUGCCUAUCACUAGCAGACACUCUGUGAGAGUGAAAGGGUUAAGGUUUCCAUUAAAACAUGGAUUCCCAAAUAUGUCCUUAAGUGUAAAAAAAAAAAAAAACUAAUAAUUUUGGAAAUUCCUGAGUUACAUAGAAAAUCUAGCUCGUUUCAUAUUUGUAAGUGUGCAGUGGUUUGCAUACUUCUAACCUUAUUACUUCAUGUUUUUUUUGUGUUUUCUUUAAAGGUACUUGUAAUCUGGUAAGGGUAUUUAAAUCAUGAGCAGUACAAUCAGGUUUGUUCUGAUAAAAGACUGAAAGAAGCUCUAAUAGCCAUUCAUUGUUUUUUGCUGUUCUACACCCCUCGUCAAUAUUUAAAUGCCAUUAUUUAGAGCACACUCAGCACUUUGUAAAUGUUUGUAGGUAAACUCACAAAGCUGCAAGGCAUACUUUUCGUCCUGAGAAUAUGGGAGGUUUUAAGGUUCUCCUUUGGACAGUAGAGAACAUUUACAGCGUUCAAUGUAGCACCUGUUAAACUAUGUGCUUAAGCCUUUGAGUACCAAACAAGAGUGCUUUGCAGUGUUACAUGACCCUCUAGUGCUCUGCAGGUUUAAUUACUUAUUUACAUACUUGUUACAAGUUCGUUUUAGGUUAAUGAAGCUUUGUAAUACUCCUGUCAGUGAGUAUGUGUGAACAUAUAUUCCCAGCCACUGUAGUGUCUUGGUAGUACAUUAUUUACAAUAUCCGUUCAUCCAGUCUGAUCAUCAAUGUUCCAGCUAUAUCGAAGUGAAUUGUGCAAAUGCUGAACUGUCUCAGUUUAUAACUAUACAAUUCCUUAGCUUUUCCAGUUCUAAUUUUCUUGCUGAAUACCUUCUGUAAAAUGAUGUACAGAAAUUGUGCAUGAAGACAUCUUUAUUUCUUUUAAUAAGUACAGUUUUUCACUUGGUGUACUAUUUAUGAAUUAAAAUGAAAAAAAAAAUG